Lichtheimia ornata is the source of this 1575-nucleotide messenger RNA. RefSeq lists its product as uncharacterized. Gene Ontology annotation, cellular component: U2 snRNP; U2-type spliceosomal complex; catalytic step 2 spliceosome. The coding region runs from base 1 to 1575 and encodes 524 amino acids. The record is from RefSeq and is a predicted model, not a curated record. The transcript is spliced from 7 exons. Gene Ontology annotation, biological process: mRNA splicing, via spliceosome. Lineage: Eukaryota; Fungi; Mucoromycota; Mucoromycetes; Mucorales; Lichtheimiaceae.
AUGGCCACGCGACAUGACAUCUCCCCCGAUCGAAUAUCCCUCUUGAAACAAAAGCGACGUGCCAAAAAGAAGGCAAGGAAACAACGAAAGAAUGCCGAGGCUGCCACCACCACUUCUACCAAUGCAACAACAACAACAACGCCCGAUGCAGCCGCAGCCGACAAUGUAUCACUUGUCCUUGAUCAGCCUAUUGAAUUACCAUCAGCAAGCGAGUGGCAAGCACUUGGACCUGUCAUUGAGCAUUUUUCUAUACCCACCUUGACAGCAGCAACAGAGACAAAAGAUGAUACCAACACCAAUGAAGCGCUUGUCCAAAGUUUGAACAAGGACAAGAAUGAAUCCACCAAUACAAUCUCCAAAAAGAAGUUGAAGCGACUUGCUCAAUUGACUGUAAGCGAGUUGAAGCAAUUGACAGAUGUUCCUGAGGUGGUGGAGCCAUGGGAUACAACAGCAUCCGAUCCUGAUCUUUUGGUGACCCUCAAAUCAUAUCGCAAUACCGUACCUGUACCACGCCAUUGGUGGUGGAAGAGACGUGGUUAUCUACAACGCAAAGAGCGUCUUCCAUGGCAGCUUCCAGAUUACAUUGCACAAACUGGAAUAGCAGAUAAGCGAGAUGCCAUGCGUGAAAAGGAGGCCCAAGCAAGAGCAAGUGCCAAGCGACGUGCAAGACUCAAUCCCAAAUUGGGCAAGAUGGAUGUUGACUACCAAAAGUUACAUGAUGCUUUCUUUCGAUUUCCCAUCCGCGUGGAGCUGACAAGGCAUGGUGAAUUGUACUAUGAAGGAAAGGAGUGGAGCAAAACAUUCAAACCAGGAGAAUUAUCCGACACAUUGCGUGAUGCUCUUCAUAUGCAAUCAAACGAUCCACCGCCAUGGCUCUUUGCAAUGCAGCAUAUUGGUCCACCACCAUCCUAUGCAGGCUUAAAGGUUCCAGGAGUGAAUGCUCCCAUUCCCCAUGACUGUGAGUUGGGAUAUCAGCGUGGUGGUUGGGGUGCACCGCCUCAGGUUGGAGAAAAAGAUAUCGACAAGGACGACAAACAAGAAGAUGUGGAUAAGUCUCUUUGGGGUGAACUUGAACCUGAGUUGGAAUACAAGGAUAUGGAUGAAGAAGAAGCGGUUUCUGAGGAAGAGCAUGAAGAAGCAAUCAACGAGGAGGAGAUCCCCAUCACUGAAAUGGAUAUGUCAGGUGACAUCGAGCUACGCAAAAGACCACCGAUUGAAGAAAAAGAAGAGCCCAACGAGACCAAGCAUCUAUACCAUGUCUUGUCACAAAGUUCACGUGGCACAAUGCAAGGCUUCAUGGGGUCACAGUACACUUACAACUUGGCGCCAAAGAAAGGACGGCAUGAGCAUGAUGUGGAUAUAUCUAUGGAGGAUCCUAGUGAAUUGGAAAAUCUCUCGUCACUGCAAUCCAAAUAUGAGCAAGGGCAAAUGGAAGAAGAAGAGAAGGAAAAGAGGCAUUAUCCACAACCCGAAGAUCUUUCUGAUAUGUACAUGGAACACAUCAAUCGACAAGCAAAAAGGAUGAAGCAGCUUGAGAAGCGCAAAGAAUCACGGAAAAAAGAGUUUAGAUUUUAG